ACUACAUGAAAGAGGUAACUUGUGUUAUUGACGUGAUAUUUUGUUUAUUGAAGCGAAGCGACAGUUUGUUUCUACUGGAACUAGAGUGUCUAAAACAAAGGCUAAACAACUGAACACUUUGUUUUAUUAUUCUGUCAAAUAUGCGUCUUAGAGUGCAAGUAAAAUAUGUUACAGAGCACAUAAACUAUUUAGAAGAAAAGAUACACGUCCUGAAACCUGUGGUUGAAGCUUUGCAAGGUGCUGUAGACAAAAGUAAGACUUGGUUAGAAGAUAAAAGUGACAACGAAUCUUUGACAUACUGUGAUCUAUGUCAAGAACUUGAAUCAGCUACCUUGGCCUUGUUGGAUAAAGCGUCUCACAUUUUAGGCGAAAAUAAAGAAAGUGUAGAAGAUGGAAAGUCAUUUUCAUCCCAGUCUACCUCACAAACAACAGCAACAGAAGAACGUGGCCGUAGGCAGUCAACAGAUCAAGUCCUUAACGAACUUUAUAAACCAUCAGAAAUAUUAAGUCGACUUGAGCAGAUAGAGACAGCCAUAUCUUCUCUACAAGACGUCAGUCGACUUGAGCAGAUAGAGACAGCCAUAUCUUCUCUACAAGACGUCAGUCGACUUGAGCAGAUAGAGACAGCCAUAACUUCUCUACAAGACGUCAGUCGACUUGAGCAGAUAGAGACAGCCAUAUCUUCUCUACAAGACGUCAGUCGACUUGAGCAGAUAGAGACCGCCAUAUCUUCUCUACAAGACGUCAGUCGACUUGAGCAGAUAGAGACAGCCAUAUCUUCUCUACAAGACGUCAGUCGACUUGAGCAGAUAGAGACAGCUAUAUCUUCUCUACAAGACGCCAAUGACAAGUCUACAGAUGACAUAUCAGAAAUAAAACAAUGGAGAGACAACUUUGUAACAGAACAGAGUGACAUGGGGGUAAACAUUAAACAACUGACUAAAAAACAAAAACAGAAUUUUAAAAACAUCAGAAAACAAAUGAGUGAACAAGAUAACAAAGUAAAGGAGCUGAACAAAGAAAUUGAAAGUUUAAAAGAAAAAGAAACCAAGUCAAACAAAACACUAGAGAAACUGUCUCUCGAUAAGAAAGAAUAUGAAAACGAAGUGCGCAAAAUAAACAAAGAGAUGCAAGAUAUAAGAGACGGUAUAAAACAAGAAAUUAAAAGCCAUUCUGAUUUGAUUGUUUCUUUACAAGAUGAAAAUAAUAAACUUUUGGCCAAAACAUCAACCCGAUUUAAAAACUUGCAAUUAAAGCACAGUGUGAUGUACAAACUUCUACAACAAAGGUUGAUGCCCAUUGACAAACUGAUUCAAAUCUUUAGCCAGAACAUGGAAAAUAGGGAAGAAAGAUUAAAUACGCUGGGUGAGCUUGAAAAUACUAUUUCAAAGUUGUCUAAUGAUUUUCUUCUCAUAGAGUCACGUGUAUGUAACAGAUAUGCUUGUUUUGUGCAGCUUGCUAGUUCCACACCUAUUGAAGUUGGUGUGAUGGCUGGAGGCAGGUGGUGUACGGAUAUAGACGUGAAAUGUGCCAGAAAUAGCACUGCUGGGUCAGUGGUUGUCGACAUGAAGAAAGGGGAAGAACUUUUCUUUCAAGUGAUUCAAGCAGAUCAAAGCGCAGCAUUAUCCUGCCUCAGUAGUUUUACUAUCCUAUCUGUACACAGUUCCAUCAAUUAA
Physella acuta is the source of this 1676-nucleotide messenger RNA. Its product is annotated as ERC protein 2. Lineage: Eukaryota; Metazoa; Mollusca; Gastropoda; Physidae. The record is from RefSeq and is a predicted model, not a curated record.